This is a messenger RNA of Gryllus bimaculatus (two-spotted cricket), 615 nucleotides long. The record is from the annotation of a GenBank genome assembly. NCBI's taxonomy places the organism in Eukaryota, Metazoa, Arthropoda, Insecta, Orthoptera, Gryllidae.
AUGAACGUCGCCCCAAGCGUGGAGCGGGACCGCCUGCGGGAGCGCGAGCGACAGGCGCGCGCGCAGAUGUCGCAGGCGGAGCGCGAGCCCGAGCCCGCGGGAGCGCCGCUCUUCGGUGCGCCCGUCCGGGUGGCGCCGUCGGCGUGCGACGAGCAGACGCACCAGAUCCAGCGCCGCAUGGGCAACUACGCGCUCAUCCAGCACCUGCUCGAGAACUCAAAGCAUCUGAUCGGCAUCGAGGGCCAGCCGCCGGCUAGCCCGGCGCCCGCGGCGGCGGCGGCGGCAGCGGCGGCGGCGGCCGCCGCGCGCGCCUCCAGCCCCCGCCGCCCCGGCUCCGAAGUUCAAGCCGGCGCCCGGCUCGGGGGCCGGCGCUUGCGGUGUGCUCCUCGCCUUCCGCCGCGCGACGCCCUCAUCGCCGCGCGACCUUCUCCAAGCCGUCGUCGUCCGCUAUCCGGCGGCGGAAGCUACGGCCGCGCGGGUGGCGGCGCCAGCUGCAGUCGCGCAAGCACGCCGGCGCGGCGACCACGCGCCAACGGGCUGGCGCGCCGGGGGCCGUGCCCUCCUCGCACUACACUGGCUAGCUUGGCGCUGCCAGGCUACUCUCCGACUCCGUAA